AUGCACAGAGGUUUGAUUCACGGUGUUGCUACAGAGUUACCAAUGGCAGAGCAUCGUGCCUGUGCACGACACAUCUAUGGGAACUUGAAGAGAGAUCACAAGUCAGACAUGUUGAAGCCUUUGUUUUGGCGAAUUGCAAGCAGUUACAACAAGGCGGAUUAUAAAGAAAAUUUGAGCAUAUUCAAGGAAUUCGAUCCCCAGGCUUGUAAGACUCUACUACGAAAGGAUCCAAGUUCAUGGUGUAGGGCGUUUUUCAGGGUUGGUUGUUGUUGUGCUGAUACACACAAUAAUCACACUGAGUCAUACAAUAGAACCUUGAAGAUUGCAAGGAGGAAGCCAUUUGUCCAAAUGUUAGAACUUGUAAGAAGGGAUGCAAUGCAAAGGGUUGCCAAUAGGUCUAUUAUUGCUGAAAAAGAAGCUGCAAAAUUCACAAAAAAGGCAAGGAAAGAGCUGGAAAAAUCUUGUGAAGAAGCGCAAUAUUGUGCAAUGAUUUCUAGCACCGGUGGAGAAUAUGAGAUUGUUGAAUUCGGGAUUGGAUACAGCGUGAGCUUGAACAAGCGUGAAUGUGCAUGCAGAAAAUGGGAUUUGACGGGUAUACCUUGUCGUCAUGCUGUGUGUGCAAUCAGAGAACUCAAUCUGGAAGUGGAAGACUAUAUAUCAGAUUAUUACUUGAGUGAGAAAUGGAAGGGAAUAUAUAGAAGAGGCUUGAGGCCUUCUCCGGAGAGCAGGGCAAAGAGAAGGAAGCUUAUGGCGACUCCUCAAUUGGAAGCUCAAGAUCAAGAGGAAAUGGGAGCAGCAUUGGCAGCAAUGGAGCAUGAAGUUCAACCGGAAAUGGGAGGAGCUUUGGUUGCCAUGGAGCAUCAAGAUCAAGAUGAUGCUGAAGUGCAAGAUGUUUCAUCGACAGCACCAUAA
Camelina sativa (false flax) is the source of this 912-nucleotide messenger RNA. Lineage: Eukaryota; Viridiplantae; Streptophyta; Magnoliopsida; Brassicales; Brassicaceae. The record is from RefSeq and is a predicted model, not a curated record.